Xyrauchen texanus (razorback sucker) is the source of this 1547-nucleotide messenger RNA. Its product is annotated as cholecystokinin-like. Gene Ontology annotation, cellular component: axon; extracellular region. NCBI's taxonomy places the organism in Eukaryota, Metazoa, Chordata, Actinopteri, Cypriniformes, Catostomidae. The transcript is spliced from 3 exons. The record is from RefSeq and is a predicted model, not a curated record. Gene Ontology annotation, molecular function: neuropeptide hormone activity. Gene Ontology annotation, biological process: digestion. Bases 58 to 432 code for a protein of 124 amino acids.
UCCAGUGUGAGAAUAUCCACUUUCAUUCUCCACCAAGCACACAAAAGCAGGAUAAGGAUGAACAGCGGGGUGUGCGUGUGUGUGAUCCUGGCUGCUCUUUCUGCCUCCUGUUUGGGUCGGCCCCGCUCCUCUUCUCCUGAUACUGAUGACAGCCCUCUGCCCUCACAAAUGGACGGCAGUUUAAGUGGGCACCAUCGGGUCGCCCGCUCCGUCAGCCUCAGUGCCGCCCUCAAACAGCAGCCAGCAGCCGACACCCGUGCCAACCUCAGUGAGCUGAUUGCCAAAAUCAUCACCAAAAAAGGCUCUGUUCGGCGUAACUCAUCCAUGAACAACAGAGCAAACGGCGCGAACCAUCGGAUAAAAGAUCGGGAUUACGUGGGCUGGAUGGAUUUUGGCCGCCGGAGUGCUGAGGAAUAUGAAUACUCAUCCUAAAUUCCAAAUAUAUCAUCUAGCUCCUCUCUGCUACAAAUAAAGAGUAUAUUUAUUACUACUAUUAUUAUUAUUAUUCUAAUGUACAUUUGAUAAGAAACCAUUAUAAUGCAAUAUACACAUAUGCCUAAUUUUGCAAAGAAAAGACAAAAAAGUCUAAAAUUAUUGUGGUUGUUUUUAAAUCUUGUCAUUUUAUUUUCUUUGUCACAUACGCAAUGGUUUUUGCUUCAAGAGAACCAUCAAUCUGAAGUGUGUGUGAGACAUUUUUCAAUAAAUCAGGCCCGCAUUCAACUUUGGCCUUAAAUCCAUCAGACUCUGGCAGUUUGUCCAUCAAACUCAUUCACGAUGAUAAAACAACUCUUUACCACAAGAACUUGCUUUAAUGGAAGGAAGUGGUCACCAAAUGGCUCAACAAAUAUUUUGCAUCUUGUUAAGUCUGAGUAAACAUGCUCUUUGGACAAAAAGCCCUUAAAAGAGUCAAAAAUCAAUAAAUGGGGAAAUUAAUAAAUGGAAGAAAUGCUCUAUGGCUUAAUUUGCUGCAGCUAGAAACUGUGAACAGUGGGGGGAUAAAUUUUUUUGAAAAGACCAUUUUAAUUAUUCAGAUGUAAAGAGAAACAUUUCUUAUAUACACAUAGGGAAUCAAUUGAGGUGGUGGUUCUGUCCAAGGGUAAAAAAAAGAUUUCGACCGGCGCACUUAGACUGAAAUAGACUGUCAGAAGGAAUAAGAACAGAUGCAAUGGACCUCUGUUCAAUAAAAAGCACCAAGAUGCUGUUUAUAUGAUUUAUCUCUAAACACUGGUCAGCAGUCACACACACACAGCUUUCUAAAAGAGGACAUACUAUGCCCGAGAGCAGGACACAACUGUCAUAUUCUGAGCAUCCCCCUUUUCCUCUCCUGAACCUUAAUAAAGGCAAAAUGCUGCUGAGCUGUAAUCGAAUACUGUGCAAUAAGCAUAAAUGUUAAUCACAUCAAACCCUCAUUUAUAGAUCUAAUGCAACAACGAAGACAUAUUACAUCACAUUAGCCCAUCAUUGGAUUAGAUUCAGACUGUCAUAUUUUUUGUCAAAUGGGAAUAGAGUUAUUGGAGUCAGAAGACGGGGAACCGCAACCGAAACCA